This is a messenger RNA of Drosophila bipectinata, 1290 nucleotides long. RefSeq lists its product as uncharacterized. NCBI's taxonomy places the organism in Eukaryota, Metazoa, Arthropoda, Insecta, Diptera, Drosophilidae. The record is from RefSeq and is a predicted model, not a curated record.
GUUAGCCCGUCCGGAGUUCAUUUAGCUGCCAGCCGGCGAAGAAACCACAACGCAUCAAGUAUCGUGUGUCCGAAAAAAAGCUAGAGCUCCUCCAAAAUGCCGUCCCCACUGUGGCUGUUGAUCUCAAUGCUUGUCGUUGUUGGCUCGCAGGACUACCAUUACCAACCUCCGCAAACUCCUUUUACGGCGGAGACCUACCACCAACCGCAGGCGCCGCAGCAGCCUCAAACCACAAAGUUUGUGGUGCAAACCCUGGGUCGCACUUAUGGGUUGGAAACGCAGCGGGCGCCCGCCAUCUACGAGGAUCAUCAGACCCAGGUGAUCCGCGUUUUGGAGCAGCGUCAGUUGCAGCAGCAGCCCCAGACUUACUACCAGGCUCCCCAGCAGCAGCAGCAAUACAGCUACCCAGCUCCGGUUCCCCAGCAGCUGCACACUUCUUCCUACACUAAUCCCCUUUUGGUCAGCGCCAGCUAUCAGGCUCCUCCGCAGGCUCUGGCUCCUCCAGCACCCGCUCCCCCAUCACAGCCACUGAGCUAUUACCAGCCGCAGCAACAGCAGCAACCGCUGGUGCCAGCGCACCAGAGGAGCCCUGCUCCGAUUGUUGGAUACUCCACUGCCCGCCAGCAGGCGCUGCAACCAGGGACCCAGUACCUGCCUCCUCAGCAGCCGCCCCCGCAGAAGCUCUUCUUCGGCAACCCUCAACCAUACGCCUCGGUGACCAUCGGCGGUCAGCAGGUCUUGGACGCAGGUCAUGGCUCAGGAGUCGCUCCCAAUGAGGUGCAGGUACAGCUGGUGGCCGCCACGGGCCAGCAACCCCAGCAGCCGCGUAUCGGCGACCAUGUCGGUCAGUCCCAAGGUGCCCAGGUCGAUGGCUUCGACUACAAGCAGACUUCUCCCGGGGACACCCGAGACUACCAGAGAUUUGUCACCAACUGUGGACCCGGAGGACAGUGCCAGCGCAAGGAGCUGGGACCUGGAGAGGUGGACCCCACCCACCAGAGGGUGCUGCAGUUCACCCGGUCCAGCACUCAGCCCCGCAUAGAGGGCUGCUUCAAGAGCCCCGUGAUCUACGUGCCCGUGGGAGCGGAGGUCAAUAAUCAGGGUCAGCUGCGGCCCAAGAACCGCCGCCAGAACGAGCGCCAGGAGCAGAUCCUCUCCCGCUAUCCCUACAACUAGACUAAUCCUCUCCAAAAAACCGAAUUUCACAUCGAAUUUAUUAGUUGUUACAUCUUAGUUGUCAAUUGAAUUGAUUUUUUUGUAAAUAAAUCGAUCAAAAGUUUACAUUUAAAA